UUCCAAGUCAUCAGCCAACGGGUGUGUCUGAGCACAAAAUCCUGCUUUUUUGAAGACGAGGAUCGGCAUUGCGUGUUGUCGUGGGGGGGGCUCUGGUCGGAUGUCGUGGGUCGUAUAGAACCGGGUCGUGCUGCGGCUCGGUCUGCUGCUGUGGGUUCAGAGUGAGUGUUCCCCCUUUAGAAGUCAAAACGGCAUGUGAUUUGAUUUCACGCUCUUUUAUCCUUUAACUGGCCUGAUAACGGGGACGGGGAAGAAAGAAAAAAAAGCAAUGAUGUUUGUGUGUGUGCGUGUGUCUGUAUAACGACUCUCCAUCAUCUCCUAGCAGGGGAUCCAUUAGCCCUGGACCCCCUCCCCGGUUGCCCAGUGAUAAAGUAAACAAAGUGUGUUUGGCCAAUCCGACUUGCAAAUAUUUGCUCUGGCAGCUACCUCAUCCUCCGGCCGUGUGCUGAGGUAUAUAUACAGGGGCCGACCUGACGGUCCAGUAUUACAUAUGCAAACACACGUACAGAAAGUAGAUCCAUCAAUGACGCAGGACAGACCUCUCCUCAGACUUCAACACAGAUUCACCUGAACCUGGCAGCUACGUUUUGAGAAGCCGACAAUGGCGGCAGACGUCAUUAGAAACUUCCUCAUUCAGGCCCCGACUCCAGCCUACUUCCCCCUGGUUUUCCAGCACUCUCCAUGCAAGGAGGCCGAAGAUGUGGAAAUGCUGGAGGACAAACCGGAGAUGAGGGAAGAUGAGGAAGAAAGAGAGGGAGACGAGGAGGAGGAGGAGGAUGAUGAGGAGGAGGAGGAUGAAUCUGAAGCUCAGGAGGAAGAGGAGGGAUGCUUGGAGGUUUUCUUAAAUCCUGCCCACUACGCGUUGGAUGUGACCAAGCAGUUGCUGAGGUUCGCGGACCUCAUCAGCCGGGACGUCCAGCGGUAUUUCGGCCGCUGCUCCGGUGAUCAAGAAGCUUGUGACAUCUACAGCGACUCGGUCUCCGUGACGACCAGCGGGCGUCUGCGUUACUAUGACGACCUGCUGAAAAUUGCGAGAGCAGGAAGCCCAGAGGUGCAAGAAAACCGCUUGAAGACUGGUGCCGAGGACCAAGGAGUCGGCGUUGCUAAGGGCAACAGCAGUCUGGGGCCCCUGGCUGAGCUGUUCAACCAAAGGGGCCACAGUCAGGGCCGCGGCCGGCCCAUGGUCAAGCGGCUCCUCCCACUCAGCUUCUGGACCGAGCCCAUCCCCUGCUGCUCUCCGGUCAGUUUCAGCAGCACACCUGACGUCACGCACACGCACAGUGACACGCCUUCACAGGCCUCUGACGCACACGCGCAGCACAGCGCACACGCGGACUCUGACGCGCACGCGCAGCACAGCGCACACGAAGACUCUGACACGCACACCCUGGACAACCCUCAGCUGGACUUCAGUGACUUGCUGGCCUACUGGGAUCCGAACCCCGAGCUCACGCACACACUGACGGAGAACACACACAUGCAGCAUUAAGCCCCCUGCGGGGACUCACAGGGCAGCAUUCGAUUGGCUAAC
Cyclopterus lumpus (lumpfish) is the source of this 1531-nucleotide messenger RNA. RefSeq names its product protein PERCC1. NCBI's taxonomy places the organism in Eukaryota, Metazoa, Chordata, Actinopteri, Perciformes, Cyclopteridae. The transcript has 3 exons. The coding region runs from base 602 to 1489 and encodes 295 amino acids. The record is from RefSeq and is a predicted model, not a curated record.